Molecule: messenger RNA, 1850 nt
Organism: Orbicella faveolata
Lineage: Eukaryota; Metazoa; Cnidaria; Anthozoa; Scleractinia; Merulinidae
Molecular function (GO): protein binding; calcium ion binding
Source: RefSeq, a predicted model, not a curated record
AAAGCGCCCUGAGUGUAGUGUGUUGUCGAAUAGGUUUAUUCUGCUUGUUCAUGCACACCGCGUGCCAAUAUGUUACACUGAGGUUGUGGUCAAUCGUUAAAUUCUUUUAAUAUCCUUGUCUGUCAACAGCUGUAGCAUGUCCAGCCCUGUCCGCCAUUUUAAAUGGAAGAAUCUUCCCGUCGACGUGUUCAUCAACUGGAGGAAAGUACACAGAGACGUGUAUGUACAGCUGUGACAGCGGGUACUCGCUGGAGGGUCAGUCGAGGAGACAGUGCUUAGCGGACGGAAAUUGGGAUGGAGCUCCACCUUCUUGCAGAAAGAUUGAUGUGAAGCCAUGGAUUGUGUGUCCUGAUAACAUAAAGCAAGAUUUACAGCCCAGCAAGAGCACUGCUGACGUCAGCAGCGUGUGGAAGGAACCCACUUCAAACGUGAAGCAGAUCACUAUCAAUCCGCCUGAAAUCUCUUCUAGUUACCAGUUUCCGGCGGGUGAAACGAAGGUGGAGUGGACUGCGACUAGCCCCGCAGGAUCGGCAAGCUGUGCGAUUUAUGUUACGAUAGAAGACGUGACGCCUCCUACAAUUCACAACUGUCCUAAAGACAUUUUUGAAACCAGCGACCACCCCAAGGCGGUGACCUGGGUCGAGCCAACCUUCAGUGACAAUGUUAAAGUCACGAAAGUGGAUAAGUCACACAACAGUGGUGACACGUUUCAACUGCUUGAAACUAACGUCCUAUACGAAGUCAUGGACGCAAAAUUAAAUAGAGCUUCUUGUCUGUUCAAAGUGACACUCAAGCGUCCGCCAUGUCACGACCCAGAUGGGCCCCUCGAUGGUACCAAGUCAUGCAGUAAUUACGGUGGCGUCAACUUUUGUCAAGUCCAGUGUCCCAGUGGAAGUGAGAUGUACAAAGCGACAGCUUUGUAUUGGCAAUGUAACAGUGGUGUGUGGCAACCUACUGAGACAAUACCUGAUUGUGUUGUGUCCGUGAAGAAAGACCCAAACACGCCAUGUGAAGAGGGCCGAAUUGAAAUGACCAAGGUUAACUUUGUUGGAAGCGAAUUACACUGCACUAAAUGUCCCAAGGGCAUGUACAAAUCCUCCGCGAAAGACUGCAGCCCUUGUCCUGUGGGUACUUUUAACGACCAACAGGGACAAACACAAUGUUCUCAAAAGUGUCCACCAGGUACUUCGUCCUUACCAGGAGCAAAAUCCUCCGUGGAGUGCAAAGCUCCAUGUCCCCCCGGAAAGUAUUCGGCGACCGGUCUGGGACCAAACUGUCCGGACUGUCCGUUUGACCAUUACCAGGAUCAAGCUAUGAAGACCAGCUGUAUUCCAUGUCCAAACGGCACUAUUACUGUUGGCAAGGGUGCAAAGUCACUCGCCGAGUGUGGAACGAAGCCAAAAGUCACUAUAGAUCCACUUGUGUCCAACAUAAAAGAAAAGGAAAGUGUUUCUGUAAAUUGUUAUGCAAGUGGAACUCCAACACCCACAUACAAAUGGACAGAUUUGAUCGAUAUACCCGACGAUUUCCUCGGGAAGAUGUCUCAACACAUCCUGAAGAACGCGGACGGUGAUGUGAUUGGCUCGCGUCUCACUAUCACAGACGCCACGUACGAGAACACGGGCUCGUACGAGUGCUCCGUCACUAACACGCAUGGCAGUGAGAAGGGCUUGGCCAAGAUUAACGUUGAGAAGGUGAUUGAUUUCGGCGGCUCUGGCGAACAGCCGAGUUAAGAAAUCCACAGAUACAUAGAAGUCGUCAGGAAGGGAAGACGUCUAGCAGACAAGCAAUAGACGGAGACAAAGAUAAAGGUUGUAAAACUGUAAUAAUAAACGUAACUUGUUAUCGAA